GUAUAUUUUAUCAACAAAUCCGCAGUGACACACUGUCUAUGAUUCAUCAGCUGUCGAUCGAAAAACGAAAAUUAAAAACAAAGCACAGCAGCGGAACGUAGUUGCGAGAAAAUCGCUCAAAUUUCUAGUGGAACUAAUUUAGAAGGCUCUCCAGGAUGUCGGUGAACACCGCCCACGCCAACAACGGCGUGCUCAUACACGCUGGCGAGUACAUACUGCUCCAUAGCGACAGCGUUUCCAUGGAAUUCUCGGGCCAGGACAAUCCCGUGUUCAAGGGCUCGAAGGCGGGACGCAUCUAUUUGACAUCGCAUCGCAUGAUCUUCAACAGCAAGAAAUCGGCGGACACCAUGCAGUCCUUCAGUGCCCCGUUCGUGGCUCUGUCCGAUGUGGAGAUUGAGCAGCCCGUCUUUGGGGCCAACUACAUCAAGGGCAAGGUGCGCGCCCAGCCCAACGGCAACUAUGUGGGCGAGGUCAAGUUCAAGCUGCACUUCAAGGCCGGCGGCGCCAUUGAGUAUGGACAGGCCCUGCUGCGGUCGGCCAAGACCGCAAUGAACAACUACCAUCGCGGGGGCAUUGCCGGCGACGAUCCGCCGCCGUACCAGCCGGCUGGAAACUGGAACGAGGCUCCGCCACCGGCCUACCAGCCGCCACCGGGCUACUAUGGUUGGUUGCCGCAGCACGAUGCCUUCAGUGGCCCAGCACCGAAUACGGUGUUCAUGAGCGACAAUCCGCCGCCGUAUCCGGGCAUCACACCGCCGAGCAAUCAGCCAGCACCACCACAGCCUCAGGGCCCAUCGAAUGAACCGAAUUGGUAUGGUUUUUCAGCGCCUCCGCAGCAGCAGCCGCAGCAGCCGCAGUGGCAGGGGCAGGGCCAGGGGCAGGGAUGGGCUGGCGGCUAUGUCCAGCCACCGCCCUAUGCCGCCUGUGCACCAAACUGUCCGCCCGGACCUCCCUAUGCGGUUCCGGCUCAGACCUACAAUGGUCCGACCCCAUAUGGCGGCUACAGUGGCUAUAACAACGUGCCUGGUGGCUUCAUGCAGCCCCAACAACAAGCGAACGGCUAUCCAGGAGGACCAGGAGGACCUCCUCCUGCCCAGCAGCAGCCACCGCAGCAAGCAGGAGCCGCUGCCGGCGCUGCGGGUGCCAGUUUUAUGGGCUUCAGUCUGCCGCCAGGAACGGAAAGUAAAAAAUGCUAAAAGGCAAGCAAGUUCCAAGAAAAUCAAGAAAUCAAGAGCCCCCCACUCAUUUUAUUUGUUAUCAAAAUUAAGGAACCAACGAAAAGAAUUCAAGAACUAAUGGAUUUUGAAAAUUUGUACAUUCUCCCCCCUUCAUAAAUUAUUCUUUUGUAUUCCCCGAUCCCCUAAACCACCAUCAUGACGAGAUCUAACAAACAACAAAAAGCUAACAGUGAAGCUAAAGUAAAGCAAGUCGCAUCGAUUGGGCAACGAAACCCUAAAACGAA
Molecule: messenger RNA, 1462 nt
Organism: Drosophila pseudoobscura
Lineage: Eukaryota; Metazoa; Arthropoda; Insecta; Diptera; Drosophilidae
Gene: Wbp2
Product: WW domain binding protein 2
Exons: 4
Coding region: 156-1196 (346 amino acids)
Biological process (GO): positive regulation of DNA-templated transcription
Cellular component (GO): nucleus
Molecular function (GO): transcription coactivator activity; chromatin DNA binding
Source: RefSeq, a predicted model, not a curated record